Messenger RNA from Opisthorchis viverrini, 534 nucleotides. RefSeq lists its product as hypothetical. Bases 1 to 534 code for a protein of 177 amino acids. The record is from RefSeq and is a predicted model, not a curated record. Lineage: Eukaryota; Metazoa; Platyhelminthes; Trematoda; Opisthorchiida; Opisthorchiidae. The transcript has 2 exons.
AUGCCAGUUGGACACAAGGCCAAGAUUUCUUUGGAGUCCUGGAAUCUGCUGAAUGAUAACAUUGAGCAACAGAGUUUGGCUCUGAGUAUUGAUUUCCCCCAAAAAUGUCGAGGUGUCGUGGACCUGGAUCGGUGGAAGGCAUCUGAGCUACGACAGUUUCCUCUGUUCAUAAGACCCGUUGUUUUACGAGAUAUCUUACAUUGUGACUUUUACGAAUGUUUCAAGCCGUUCAACUUUUCUCACGACAAUAUGCUGAUUUUUUUAAUUGAUGUUUUCAAGGUUUCUGUGUCGAAAUUUGCUGCUAUUUAUGGUCCCAGCCAUUUAGUCUACAACAUACACCUCUUCUCCCGUUUAUUCAAAUUCGUCAAGCUUUAUGGUUCCUUGGAUCGUUUUUCCUGUUUUCCCUAUGAAUCGGAGCUGGGGGCAAUUGAAGCAUUACAUACAUGGUCCAAAACCACCGGCCGUUCAGCUUUACCGCCGACUGUCAGAGCGUGUGGGAUUGGAUGCUGUCGAAAGGAAGAUAUUUUCGGAUGA